Molecule: messenger RNA, 1211 nt
Organism: Verruconis gallopava
Lineage: Eukaryota; Fungi; Ascomycota; Dothideomycetes; Venturiales; Sympoventuriaceae
Exons: 2
Coding region: 308-1114 (268 amino acids)
Biological process (GO): cellular response to oxidative stress
Source: RefSeq, a predicted model, not a curated record
GCGAGUACCGUUCGCAGCGGCGCACAGCACAGCAGCGAGCCAAACUGUCAGCAAGGAAGCACAAGCUUUGCGAGAGUUGCGAGAGCCGGAACGUGUCCGCUGGUGGGCCAAAGGCUUGCAGGAGGUUGGUCCGUCGAUCGGUUCCUGACAAGACGCCUCCCUGCACAAUGAGCGCAGCGCUCGAGCGACCUCGAAGCUUCUACCAACAACGCCAUGAGGGGCCGAUGCGCACGCUUUUCUCUCGCUCCUGCGUGUACAAAUAUCGGCCGUCAGCCCCUCCCUUCCUCCAGCAGUCUCCCGUCCUUCGAUGAAGAAAAUACUCAAGGUCUUCAAGUCUUCGAAAUCCGAGAAAGCAUCCGUCUCGACUUCGACGACUUCGCCUGCCGCUGCUACUCCCUCUGCCACUGCGUCCACCACGCCAGCCACCACCACCUCGUCCGCGCCCGCAACCGGCCCGGAGAAGAACACAGCAGCCAUGGCCGCCGACAAAGUCGACACCGCAACCUACCUCAAGGCAAUCGGCCACCGUCGCACCGUCUACCCGCUCAGCGACAAGGUCAGCGUUUCCGAUGAUCGCAUCGUCGAGGUCGUCCAGGAGGUCCUGAAGGUCUCUCCUAGCUCCUACAACAGCCAGCCCAUGCGCGUCGCCAUCAUGCUCGGCGAGCACCACAAGAAGUUCUGGCAGAUCGUCAAGGACAAGGCCCUCCCCCUGCUGGCCGGCGCCGGUGAGGAGGUUGUCAAGACCAUGAGCCAGCGCUUCGAAAUGUUCCAGGCUGCGUACGGCUCGAUCACGUUCUGGGAGGACGCGGAGACCAUCAAGGAAUGGCAGGGCAACCACCAGUCCGUCGCCGGCAUGUUCCCCCAGUGGGGUGAACACGCCAACGGCAUGCUCCAGGUGCAGGUGUGGACCGCCAUUGAGCUGGAGGGUCUGGGCGCCAACCUGCAGCACAUGAACUCCUUCCCACCCGUCGAGGCGGAGAUCAAGAAGGUGUUCGACAUUCCCGAGUCCUGGAGCUUGAGGGCGCACCUCAACAUUGGUAGCGAGACCACUCCACACCCGGAGAACCCGGAGAAGAAGCCGUUCAGCGAGACACUUAAGGUUUUCAAGGCAUAGUUGAGAUUCCCCUUAUAUAGAUGCAUUUCGCACGGUCAUGAAAGCGUGUUAUUUGGUACUAGAAAAGACGAAUACAAUUAAGAAAUAAUUUCCAAGA